GUUUGUGAGCUGCUCUGGACAAGUCCCAAUAAUUUUGUCUAAUUGUACAUUGUAAAAAAAUUGCCCCAAGAUGCAUAUUUUGUUAGUGUUCGGUUCAAUUUUGAUCACAUUCCAGGGCGUUCAAUCGCAAGAGGUCGGAACUGUUUGCAAAGAUCAACGUUUGUUCUACUGCUAUAACUCCACACACUUCCAACUUUGCACUGUUAAUAAUUUUAACGUAGCUGAAACAUUCCAAACGGUAACCUAUCCAUGUCCAAAUGGUACACGUUGUGAUAACGCCGACCGCUACGAAUGCAGCGUUCAAGACACUUUCGAAGGUAUAGUCGCAUAUGCAAUCGAUGCCCCCGAUUCCAACAACACAGCGACGCCAAAGUUCACCUGCACCGAGGAGGGCCUCUUCGCGGACAAAACCGAUUGCCGCAGCUUCUUCGCCUGUGUAAAACAGGGCGACGGGUUCACCGUGACACACAACGGUUGCCGCUAUGGUGCAGCUUUCGAUCCGGCAUUGCAACGGUGCACCAAUGAUCAGACCGCCUGCUAUACGGACUUCAAGUGUACGGAACCUGGAAAAUUCGCGGAUCCUGCGAAUCCAAGUUACUACUAUUGGUGUCUGUCGGACGGCGUCGGGUAUACAAUUUAUCACAUGGAAUGUGAAAACGGUCAGAAGUUUGACGUCACAUUGGAGGAUUGCAAAUGAUUCCCGGAAUAUUGACUUGUAGAAAAAUUGAGCAUCCAUACUAGGUAAUUUGUUAUCCUACAAAUUGCAAGUGUGCGAAUAAAUAAAUAGAACAAUUUAUAAAUUCG
This is a messenger RNA of Armigeres subalbatus, 804 nucleotides long. RefSeq lists its product as uncharacterized. Gene Ontology annotation, molecular function: chitin binding. The transcript is spliced from 2 exons. NCBI's taxonomy places the organism in Eukaryota, Metazoa, Arthropoda, Insecta, Diptera, Culicidae. The record is from RefSeq and is a predicted model, not a curated record. The coding region runs from base 71 to 697 and encodes 208 amino acids. Gene Ontology annotation, cellular component: extracellular region.